Messenger RNA from Mangifera indica (mango), 2373 nucleotides. Its product is annotated as guanine nucleotide-binding protein alpha-1 subunit. The transcript has 14 exons. The record is from RefSeq and is a predicted model, not a curated record. Bases 817 to 1974 code for a protein of 385 amino acids. Gene Ontology annotation, biological process: adenylate cyclase-modulating G protein-coupled receptor signaling pathway. Lineage: Eukaryota; Viridiplantae; Streptophyta; Magnoliopsida; Sapindales; Anacardiaceae. Gene Ontology annotation, molecular function: G-protein beta/gamma-subunit complex binding; G protein-coupled receptor binding; guanyl nucleotide binding. Gene Ontology annotation, cellular component: heterotrimeric G-protein complex.
ACCCACCAACCAAACUGGUUUUCUCUCAUCACACGGCUGAAAAGAACGAAAGCUUUAAUGAUGAACUGUCAGAUACCCACACUGAAACAUUUCCCAGAUGAUUAUGAAAUGAAAGGCAAAUAGGCAAAGGCUGAGCUCUGUGUGGAGUUCGGUCUUUCUGAGUGGUUUGGUCUUAACAAAGCAAGACCAGCUGUUUAGUGGUGUAUUUUCCCGAGAAGAAAGACUCUAUAUAUAUACUGUUUUUUUCAUUGUUUUAUAACUUUUUCUGUUUUAUUUCUGUAACUUUGACCGCUGAGAGAGGAAGGCUGAUUGAACUCAAGCUGAUAGUUUCGCAGCUUUCGGCGCUCUUUCUAUUUCUGUUUCUCUUUCUCUUCAAGUUUUGUGUUACCGUGAUUCCUUUCUAUCACUUUCUAUGUCUUUUUUCCUAUGCUUAAAUUUGCAUUUAACACAUCCAUGUUUAUAUAUGUAUUAAGUGAGAACUAAGGAGAAAGAGUUGUUUUUUUAACUCUCUAUUCACCCAAAUCUACAACAACCCUUUUGGCUCUAUUGCUUUUCUUUGUCUUUCUUCUUACCAGGUAACCCUUUUUAGCCUUCAAUUUGUCAUUUCUCUCUCUUGGUAGAUCUUUCUUUCUUUUCUAUUUUCCUCAUCUGGGUCGAAUUUUGUGCUGAGAUCUUUGUAUUGUUCUCUAGUAGGAGAUCAAGAGGCUAGCUUAAUUACAUUAUGAAUCAAAUUUAUAGAAGCCAAUUGAAGACUCAAGCAACACAUGGUGGUGCUUGACUAUUGCAUAUUCUAUUCUUUCUAUUUUAACAGAAAAGAUGGGCUUACUCUGCAGCAAAAACCGUCGUUACAAUGCAGCGGAUGUCGAAGAGAAUGUUCAGACUGCAGAAGUUGAAAGACGCAUUGAACAAGAAACAAAGGCCGAAAGGCAUAUUCACAAACUUCUACUACUUGGUGCUGGGGAGUCCGGGAAAUCCACAAUUUUUAAGCAGAUUAAACUUCUAUUCCAAACUGGCUUUGAUGAGGCAGAGCUAAAGAGUUACAUCUCAGUCAUACAUGCCAAUGUUUAUCAGACUAUAAAAAUUUUGUAUGAUGGGUCGAAGGAAUUGGCUCAGAACGAAACAGAUUCCUUGAAGUAUGCUGUAGCCAGUGAAAAUAAGGGUCUUGGAGAAAAGCUAUCAGAAAUCGGAAGCAGGUUGGAUUAUCCACGCUUGACUAGAGAGCUUGCACAGGAUAUAGAAACUCUAUGGAAAGAUCCUGCAAUUCAGGAAACAUUUGCUCGUGGUAAUGAGCUCCAACUUCCAGACUGUGCUAACUAUUUCAUGGACAAUUUGCAAAGAUUGUCUGACACGAAUUAUGUUCCAACAAAGGAGGAUGUUCUCUAUGCAAGAGUUCGUACGACUGGUGUUGUAGAGAUCCAAUUCAGCCCUGUAGGAGAGCAUAAGAAAAGUGGUGAAGUCUACAGACUCUAUGAUGUUGGAGGCCAGAGAAAUGAGAGAAGGAAGUGGAUCCAUCUAUUUGAAGGCGUUACAGCUGUUAUUUUUUGUGCUGCUAUUAGCGAGUAUGAUCAAACACUCUUCGAGGAUGAACAAAAGAACCGCAUGAUGGAGACAAAGGAGCUUUUCAAUUGGGUUCUGAAGCAACCAUGUUUUGAGAAAACUUCCUUCAUGCUGUUUCUGAACAAGUUUGAUAUUUUUGAAAAGAAGGUUCUAAAAGUGCCACUGAAUGUAUGCAAGUGGUUCAAAGAUUACCAGCCAGUUUCAACGGGUAAACAAGAGAUUGAGCAUGCCUAUGAGUAUGUCAAGAAGAAGUUCGAGGAGUUAUAUUUUCAAAGCACAACUCCUGAUUGUGUGGACCGCGUCUUCAAGAUAUAUAGAACCACUGCCCUUGAUCAGAAGCUUGUGAAAAAAACCUUCAAACUAGUAGACGAGACAUUAAGACGCAGAAAUCUCUUCGAGGCAGGCUUAUUGUCAUGAAGAUAGAACAGUUUCUAUGAAUUGGUCAGAUUUUGGACGUGAAAGUUGGAUGAAACAACCAAUUUGUUGUCGGCUAUUAUAUCACAUUCCAUACACACCAAGUUUUGAAUCCCAAUUGUUUCUCACACAGACGAAGGACAAAGGAAUUUUUUCCGAAAUGUCAUUGACUGCUAUUUGUAUUAAGAAAAACCCAACCCACCCAGAAUUAAUUUUCUCAUCUGUUUUGUUUCAGAGCGGGCAUCAAAACUUACAGGAAUGGCUUAUAAAUUUUGUUCAGAUAUAGUUCAUUGUCUGUCGAUAAGCAUUAUUUGUGGGGAUAUUUCUGUGACUGGUGGAAUCAACUGGGUUGUAAGUGAAAAUAUUGAAGAAAUUAGAUCAUGUCUUCUGUGUUGUUGAAAA